UGGAGUAGUGGCCUCGUCCUCGGUGUUUCUCUUCUCCUCUGAACGCCGCCCGGCUGCCUCGGGCCCGCGGUCUUGAGACCGAGCACCAUGCCUUCGAUAAAGUUGCAGAGUUCUGAUGGAGAGAUAUUUGAAGUUGACGUAGAAAUUGUCAAACAAUCUGUGACCAUCAAGACCAUGCUGGAAGAUUUAGGAAUGGAUGAUGAGGGAGAUGAUGAUCCUGUUCCUUUACCAAAUGUUAAUGCAGCAAUUCUAAAAAAGGUCAUUCAGUGGUGCACCCAUCACAAGGAUGACCCCCCUCCUCCUGAAGAUGAUGAGAACAAAGAAAAGCGGACAGAUGAUAUUCCUGUUUGGGACCAAGAAUUCCUGAAAGUUGACCAAGGAACACUUUUUGAACUUAUUCUGGCUGCAAACUACUUAGACAUUAAAGGUUUGCUUGAUGUCACAUGCAAGACUGUGGCCAAUAUGAUUAAGGGGAAAACUCCUGAGGAGAUUCGUAAAACCUUCAAUAUCAAAAACGACUUUACUGAAGAGGAAGAGGCCCAGGUACGCAAAGAGAACCAGUGGUGUGAAGAGAAGUGAAGUGCUGUGCCUGACACUGUAACACUAGAAGGGUUGUUCCAAAUGCUAGUUGCACUGCUCUGUUUAUAAUUGUUAAUAUUAGAGAACAGUAGACAAACGCAGCCUUGUCCUCACUGCAUGUGUAGUUCCAGUACAGAUCUGACCUAUGGCUGAGUUUCUUCUAUGAGCAGAAGUUUCUUUCUUUCUUUUUUUUUUUUCUUUUCAUUACUCUGAAUAAAACUGAACUUUGGGUUCUCUGUGGAAAGUGGCAUUUUGGGCUUUCCCUCUCUCUGUAAAGUGAUUUCUGCCUAAUUCAUUGUCCAUUUAACUUCAGUGAGCCUUUCAAAGUUGGCAUUGUAAAUAAAACAACAUAUGAGAAGUAUUCUGAACUAGAA
Molecule: messenger RNA, 953 nt
Organism: Peromyscus leucopus (white-footed mouse)
Lineage: Eukaryota; Metazoa; Chordata; Mammalia; Rodentia; Cricetidae
Product: S-phase kinase-associated protein 1-like
Exons: 1
Coding region: 88-579 (163 amino acids)
Biological process (GO): SCF-dependent proteasomal ubiquitin-dependent protein catabolic process
Cellular component (GO): nucleus; cytoplasm
Molecular function (GO): cullin family protein binding
Source: RefSeq, a predicted model, not a curated record